AUGGCUGCUAUUCCUAAUCCUGAUGGAGAAUACGGUAUAUCGCCCGAGAGACUCCCCAAGAGCGUCAAGAUCCGCUCAACUUGCAAUGCUUGCCAACAGGCCAAGAUUCGUUGCAGCCAUGAAAGACCGUCCUGUCGACGAUGUCAGAAGCAUAACAUCGACUGCAUUUAUAGUAUAUCUCGACGACUGGGAAGACCCGCAAAGAAGAAAGAUAUUGCCCUGAAUGAUUCUUCUGUUGGCCAGGAAUGCAAUGAGAGUCCUGGUUCCCCUUUGAAUAAGAGAAGCAGGUGUCCGAAGAAACGGAAAGCGAAGGAAGAGACCAUGAAUGAACACAUGGCAAGAGAAGAUCCUGUACUUCCCACCGAGAAGCUAUCAUCGGAUUACAUGGUUUUCGGUAGCGGCCACAUGAAUGAUCUUUCAGUCGAGGAUACAAAUAUGCAAAGUCCAAUCCUUGCAGAUAUUGCUACAACGGCUCCAUUUUCAUUAUCAGACAACGUUGAUAUCACGUCCGAAAGCUGGUUACAGGAAUUCAUGUCCAAUCCAUUUACUGACCCGGCACUGGAGCGUAGCUUCUUCGAGCCUUUUGCGGCUGAUGAGACUAAAGUUGAUAACGGGGAUGCAGCUCUUACUAUGGAGGCCAAAGACCCCCCCCCCACGUAUCCUGAGAGCUUCUCCGAUUCCGCUUCAGAGAUGCAGGAGCCCCCAUUGUCAUCGACUUACUUUUCGGCGACGAGUGGAUGCUUGGCGCACAACGACGAUGGAGCUGGGAGAACUCAAGGGGCUCUCCCAGGUAAUCCUGCUUAUCCUGAGUAUCUUAUGAAAGAGACUGGGGCCUGGGCACAACCACUUUCUACUAUUGGUGAAGGGUUUCCACCGGACUCAUCAUGCCUUUUCCCACAAAUGAAGACUUCGAAGCGAACGUGCGAUUUCAAAAUUUUCGGAGAUGAUUUCAGUGUGAAUCCUAAUAGUCUGGUAGCAGACAACUUUCAGUGCCAGGCACACGAGCAGGCAGUCCGAGACCUCAUCCGAAUUAACGUCUGUGCCUCAUAUACCGGUCCUUCUGCGGCAAUUGACUCCAUAUUAACUUGCCAGAAGGCCCUGCAACAGUUGGCUGAAACAAUCCUUCAAUGUCGUAUUUGCUCGCGGGCAAGAGUGAAUGUUCUGAUGGUCGUUGUCGUCAGUAUCGAUAGUUUGAUCACUACCCUGGAAACAAUCACUUCGGUGGAAAACGAUCUUGUUGGUAGAAUGUUUCCGGAAUUUUAUAACCCCCUGCUUCACGAUUACAGAUCAGAUGCAGAACUGGCCACUCACAGUCGGCGAUAUAAAGGAAGCAGUCCCCAGCUUAGGGUGCAGCUGGACUCUUGUCCACUUGUCAUUGGUGACUUUUAUGUGUCGUCGGACGAGAAGUUUUUAUUUGUUAAAAGGGUGUUGCAUAGUCGCCUGUCAAGCUUGUUGGGAACUGUCCGCCGUAUUCGGCUUUGCACACAAGAAGCCCUCGCAGUUUCGGCAUCACGUGGAAGACUGGUUAUGAUGAUGGAGACAGAUCGCAGACUGCAGUUGAUUAUGAUGAAGCUGAAAAUGCUAUCCAAGCCUUGAUGGAAAUUUUGUUUUCUGCAAGUGUUGCGUGUUAUCGCGGAAGUUGAAUGAAUCGUAAAACUGCUCGACAAUAGUUUCGGCAAAAGAGAAUGCAUAUAUAGUCUAUAUUCUGACAAGAUAUCGAGUGUAGUUCUCAGUGGUAGUUUCUGAUUUAGGUCCAUCUGGAGAAUGAAUUCACACUAAGAUGCUCUGUAACAGGAUUGCAAUCCGAACCCAAUAUUUUGAUAUCUAAACGUGCUAAUAUCAGAUAUACCUGAGUCAUCCGUGCUCUAAUACUCUGUGUGACCCUCAGCGGGUCGGGAGGACGUACGUAGGUUCCACGAUCCUCUGGCGCUACAAAGAUGCACGCCAGAAGAGCUCGCACCCUGAGG
Molecule: messenger RNA, 1967 nt
Organism: Aspergillus ochraceoroseus IBT 24754
Lineage: Eukaryota; Fungi; Ascomycota; Eurotiomycetes; Eurotiales; Aspergillaceae
Product: Zn(II)2Cys6 transcription factor domain-containing protein
Exons: 2
Coding region: 1-1596 (531 amino acids)
Biological process (GO): regulation of DNA-templated transcription
Molecular function (GO): zinc ion binding; DNA-binding transcription factor activity, RNA polymerase II-specific
Source: RefSeq, a predicted model, not a curated record